Girardinichthys multiradiatus is the source of this 1543-nucleotide messenger RNA. Its product is annotated as DELTA-actitoxin-Oor1b-like. Bases 16 to 651 code for a protein of 211 amino acids. The record is from RefSeq and is a predicted model, not a curated record. NCBI's taxonomy places the organism in Eukaryota, Metazoa, Chordata, Actinopteri, Cyprinodontiformes, Goodeidae. The transcript has 4 exons. Gene Ontology annotation, molecular function: channel activity. Gene Ontology annotation, biological process: cytolysis in another organism; monoatomic cation transport; pore complex assembly. Gene Ontology annotation, cellular component: pore complex.
AUCAAGCGUAACAUUAUGACCGCUCACAGGCUCAAAUUGCCUCAGGAAACCACGCCUGUCUCUCACCAACAUCAGUCAAGCAUUCAUGCUCAGUUGUUUGUCACAGAGGCCUGCAGACGCCUGGUGUUCCUCAGAAGCUCCAAAGCAGUUCUGAAAAUGUCUCUUCCAACCCACCGUCAGUGCAAAGUGGAGAUUCAGAACAAGACCUCCAGCUUCAUGCUGUGUGAACCGCUCAUCCAUCUCUUCAGCGGGAACUGUGAGUCUCCUCUCCCUCCAACUUUCCGUCCGUCUGAAUCCGGCACUGCACUCUUCAUCAAGAAAGCUCACACCGCCUGUGGCUCAGUUGCUGUCUUCACCUAUGACAUCCUCCAGGAGUCCACCAGGCAGAACCAGGGCCGGCUGGCUGUCAUGUUCUCUGUUCCCUACGACUUCAACAUCUACUCCAACUGGUAUGCUGUGGGAGCAUUCAGCACUGACAAGCUGUGCGACGAGGAGCUCUACAAAGAGAUGUACUACGGCGUGCAGCGCGGCUUUGUCCGUGGAAAAGCCAAAGGGCCCAGUCUGACCCACAAAGUGGGUCAUAUGACCAUCAGGGCCAGCAUGUCAGACAGCUACCAACCUGUCCUGAAAGUGGAGCUAUGCGACAACUGAGACCUGCUGCCUCUAUUGGUUCAGUUUACCCACUUAACUCUCGAUCAGCACCAGUUUAUUCCGCUAAACCCAUUUCUUUUUAAUUAGGAAAGGCUUCUUCUUUUAUAAUCUAACUAUCAUUAACUUCAUCUGCAUCUGGACAGUUACCAGGUAUCCUGUUUUUCCCAGUUUCCUGUAGUUUCCCAGAUUGUAAGCCAAUAACGUGCUUUUCCAUCUGCACUCAUUAAAGUCAUUCCAGUAAAACUAGCAGCAGAUGUUUCUUCAUCUGCCAUGAUCCCAGUUCUCCCAGUAUCAGUUGGUUCAGUCGACUAAAUCUUUUCUUUUCAACAAUCAACCGUCUCUAAAAUCUGAAAACAAAGUUUUCCUGUAUUGGUGAGAAAAACACUCAAUGUUCCUCUAAAUCUUUAAAACACCAACAAAGCUCCAACUGAUCCGUAUGCAUCCUUUGAACUCCAGCAGCCAAAUUAAAUCAUUGCUGAAUACCUGAAACUAAUCUGGACCGGAUAAAAAUAUGAGCCAGAGUUGUAUCAGCACAUGGAUUUGUGUUUCAGCUUAAAGUCAAUACAAAUCAAAUAAAAAUUUUAUCAGGUAGCUGGAUGAAAUGGGACUGGGAGGAACUUGGCAACACUGUGUAUCCAAGUGAGACUGAAUUGUAAUGGAAUAAACUCACUGAAUCAAGUCCAAUUAAGUUCUCUUGUACUGGAUCGGUUCAUUGUUUUUCACUGAAUGUUUCAGAAAUAUCUCCAUAUUUUCUGUCUGCACUCUCUGCUUCUAUCCAAUAUCUGAGCAUCACUAAACACAGAAACCAUGAGGAGAUCUGGUAGUCCUGAUCUCUCAUUGCCGCUGUCAACAUCUGAAUGUUUUGACCCAAUAAAGCUGAGCAUUAAAUGUU